This is a messenger RNA of Oreochromis niloticus (Nile tilapia), 2747 nucleotides long. RefSeq names its product alpha-tectorin. The record is from RefSeq and is a predicted model, not a curated record. Lineage: Eukaryota; Metazoa; Chordata; Actinopteri; Cichliformes; Cichlidae. The transcript is spliced from 19 exons. The coding region runs from base 172 to 2535 and encodes 787 amino acids.
GGGACAGCAGCGAGGAUCCACGUAAAAACAGAGACGACAGCCGAUGGCUCGCUCCACCUGCUGCAGAAUCACCAGAGAGUCUACUGAACAGCAGCUUUCAGCCAUCUCAUCCUCCUCAUCCUCCAUCAGAGCUGCAGAAGGUCUCUGUGAGCUGAUUGCCCCCCCUUGAACAUGGUCCGCCCUCUGCUCUUUCUGUCUGCUCUCAUUGAACUUGCAUGUGCUCAGCAGAUAAUUACACCGUCCUCAGUAUUGAACAUCAGCUCAUGCCCCAUCACGUAUUAUGGAAAGAAGUAUGAACAACUCUAUGUGAACAUCACGACUGAAAACUUUGCGCUCUGCUUUGAUGGUUUCUUCAAAACUCAAACUGGAGGAGACUGUCUUGUGGGGCCUACAGCCAGCUAUGUUACUUUACACAUAGAUUCACAAAAUUCAAAAUUGGAAUCACAAGUCCACCAAGAAGUGCCAUCGAUUAAGGCCAGCAUGGAAUGCAGCUUGGAAUUCUUCAUGGAGUACACCAACACGACAAGUGCCGAUUUGUAUUUGUUAAGUUUUGGGAAACAAGCAGCUCUAUUUGUGUUCACAGAUGUGACAACUAAGGUGGACUUUGAAGUUCACAUUGGUGGUACCAAAGUUACUACAGUGUACAAGAAUACAGUACAAGAUAUCAGUGGAUGCAGACACUCAGGUACUGCAUAUGAACCUGACACUGUGGUGAGCUCUAAUCCAGACACCUGCUCCAUACUCACCUGCUCUGAGACUGCAGUCCUUGAAACCCUUGGUUGUGGUCCACUGGAGCGUUGUCAAGGAAACAACACCUGUGUAGUGGACACCACCUGUACUGUGACUGGCCCAACUGUCAUCAACGUCCAUGGCCAAGUCAACUCCAUCAAGGAUCGGUGUGCCUACUCUCUGGUUUCGAUUCCGUCAAUCCCAAACUUCUACCUCAUGGCAAAUUUCAGAGACCGCCGCCGUAAAGAUGUGAGCUUUUUGGACAGUGUGAUACUGCAUCUAGAUGGGCCAGGUGUUCAUAGUCACCUGGAACAAGGCGGGACAGUUUGGCUGAACGACUCCACGCUGACCCUCAACAGCUCAUCUCAGCUGGUUCACGGUGUGCAGCUCUCUAAGGACCAAACUGGAGUCACUGCCAAGCUGUCGCUCUCCAACCUCACCAUCUCUGUCUUCUUUGACGGCGACACCGCACAGAUCCACUUAGAAGGACCUGCUGGUUCAUCUGUGGAGGGUCUGUGUGGAAACUCCAGCAGGUCUCUGAGUGACCUGAGACUCUCUGAGUACAGCUCCACCAGCUGUGAGAUGCAGUACAGUGAGCCUGCUGACAGCACGAUCAACUGCACCAGUGUGACUGAACGCUGUAAUCUCCUGAAGGAGGCGCCCUUCUCCUCCUGUAACAGUGACAUCGACCCAGAGCCCUACAUAACCGCCUGCACCGACACUUUGUGUAAAUAUCCUGCAGUGGACGGACUCAACUGUCAGUUCCUGAAGGCCUACACCAGAGCCUGCAGUCUACACAACCACACUCUGGAUGGCUGGACAUCAAAGACCGGCUGCUCCUCUGAGGCCUUCUGUCAGGACAGGACCUGCAGCGAUCACGAGUUCUGUGGUGAGAAGACGGUCGGUGGUGACACUCGCUGCUUCUGUCGGGCCAUUUUUGCCUCCAAGUACCAAGCAAACAACUCUUUGGGUGAUCCAACGGUCUGCAUGCAGGACUCUGGUUCACUCACUCUGGUCGGUUGUCUCCUGGAGGACAAAGGCAUCGACUACUCUACCUUACACCUCAACGACCCGACCUGCAGGGGUCAGGUGGACGAGCUCACCCACAUGGUGACCUUCAGCUUCAACAGCAGCAACAGCUGUGGGACGGAGGUCACGGCCAACAACAGCUACAUCAUCUAUCAGAACACCAUCAGGAGCCAGAAUUACUCUUCUGAUGUCAUCUCUCGCCAUGACCAAGUCCAGAUCAACUUCUCCUGUGUCCACAGUCAGCCAAACAUCAAUACUGCGACCUUCAGAAUCAGAGACUGCUCCGUUGCACAGAAGAUCUCAUGUGGAGUUUGGAAUUACACUCUGAUUAUCAAGGCCUACACUGACGCUGGGCAGACACAAGUUGUGCAGCUGAACAGUGAAGUGAGACUGAACCAGAGGAUCUGGGUAAAGCUGGAGACUAAUGGGCUGGAUGGAAGCAUGGUCACUGUGGUGAGCGACUCCUGCUGGGCAACCGACCAGGCAUCACCUACCAGCAGUCCGAGACAUGAUCUGAUCAUAAACGGCUGUGCGAACCCCGCUGACCCGACAGUGGCGGUGGAGGAAAACGGACUGGGAACCUCCAGCUUGUUCUCCUUCAACAUGUUCCGGUUCAUUGGGGGUUCUGGUGAAGUCUACCUGCACUGCAAACUCCACCUGUGUCCCAAAGAGGACACCAGCUGCACACCGAAUUGUAAUGCAGCAGCUCGCAGACACAGAUCUGUUGGAUCCAAAUACGAAGGUGAAGCCUCCAUCAGCAUGUCCUGGACUCAUUAGCUAACUUCAGGUGGUUUCCAUGGUGACUACGACUGACUGACCAGGUUCCAACCAAAUGCUGAACAUUGUUUUUGAGGACAGUGUUCAGCAGACAUACAGAGAGAUGCUACAUUGCUCCAUCUUCUUUAUUCAAUUUUAUUUAUAUAGUGCCAUUUCACAGCAACAGUUGCCCUGAGGCACUUUAUAUUGUAAGGUAGAGGCCCUACAAUUAU